Solanum tuberosum (potato) is the source of this 1947-nucleotide messenger RNA. RefSeq names its product probable leucine-rich repeat receptor-like protein kinase At1g35710. The transcript has 2 exons. The coding region runs from base 1 to 1947 and encodes 648 amino acids. The record is from RefSeq and is a predicted model, not a curated record. Lineage: Eukaryota; Viridiplantae; Streptophyta; Magnoliopsida; Solanales; Solanaceae. Gene Ontology annotation, molecular function: protein binding.
AUGAACCAGCUCUCUGGUAUUAUACCCCCUGAAAUAGGAAACCUCACUAAUCUUGUCUAUCUUGACUUGUCGUCUAAUCAGUUUUCAGGCGAAAUCCCAUCACAGUUUGGCUCACUGUCAAAGGUUGAGAACCUCUUCAUCAUUAAUAACCAUUUAAAUGGUUUCAUUCCUGUUGAAAUAGGGAGACUGAAAUCACUUGAGAUUUUAGCCUUACAGAAUAACAAUCUUUCUGGUCUAAUUCCAAUAACUCUAGGUGGCUUAACUCAGCUCAAAUUUUUGCCCCUUUAUUCUAACCAACUUUCAGGUCUCAUUCCUAGUGAGUUGGGGAAUCUGAAAAACCUCAAUGAUUUGCAGCUAUCCCAUAAUAAGCUUAGUGGUUCAAUUCCAGUUACUUUAGGUUACUUAACUGAGCUCAAAAUUUUGUAUCUUUAUUCUAACCAACUUUCUGGUCUCAUUCCUAGUGAGUUGGGGAAUUUGAAAAACCUCAAUGAUCUGGAACUAUGCAAUAAUCAACUUAGUGGUUCAAUUCCAAUUACUCUAGGUGACUUAACUGAGCUCAAAAUUUUGUAUCUUCAUUCUAACCAAGUUUCUGGUCUCAUUCCUAGUGAGUUGGGGAAUCUGAAAAACCUCAAUGAUUUGCAGCUAUCCCAUAAUAAGCUUAGUGGUUCAAUUCCAAUUUCUUUAGGUGACUUAACUGAGCUCAAAAUUUUGUAUCUUCAUUCUAACCAAGUUUCUGGUCUCAUUCCUAGUGAGUUGGGGAAUUUGAAAAACCUCAAUGAUUUACAGCUAUCCCAAAAUAAGCUUAAUGGUUCAAUUCCAAUUUCUUUAGGUGACUUAACUGGUUCAAUUCCAAUAACUCUAGGUGACUUAACUGAGCUCAAAAUUUUGUAUCUUUAUUCUAACCAACUUUCUGGUCUCAUUCCUAGUGAGUUGGGGAAUCUGAAAAGCCUCAAUGAGCUAGAUUUAUCCGAUAAUAAGCUUAGUGGUUCAAUUCCAAUAACUCUAGGUGACUUAACUGAGCUCAAAAUUUUGUAUCUUUAUUCUAACCAACUUUCUGGUCUCAUUCCUAGUGAGUUGGGGAAUCUGAAAAGCCUCAAUGAGCUAGAUUUAUCCGAUAAUAAGCUUAGUGGUUCAAUUCCAAUAACUCUAGGUGACUUAACUGAGCUCAAAAUUUUGUAUCUUUAUUCUAACCAACUUUCUGGUCUCAUUCCUAGUGAGUUGGGGAAUUUGAAAAACCUCAAUAAUCUGGAACUACAAGAAAAUCAACUUACUGGUCAAAUUCCUAGAGAGUUGGGGAAUUUGAAAAACCUCACUAUAGUGGAUUUAUCCUUUAAUCAGCUUACUGGUCUUGUUCCUGUUUCCUUUGGCAAUUUGAGAAACUUGCAGACACUAAAUCUCGGUGCGAACGAACUUUCGGGUUCUAUUCCAAAAGAACUUGCAUAUGUGGAUAACUUGGUAGAGCUGAUACUAAGUGAAAAUCAGUUUUCAGGCCAUUUGCCAGAGCGGCUUUGCCAAGGUGGGAAACUUGAGAUUUUCACGGUGAAUAGUAACAAGCUUACAGGGCCAAUCCCAAGAAGCUUGAGCAAGUGCUCGAGUUUCAAAAGGGUUCGCUGCAAUAACAACAACUUUACUGGGAAUUUGUCUGAAGCUUUUGGCAUCCAUCCAGAGCUUCGGUUCAUUGAUUUGAGCGACAAUGAUUUUCAUGGUGAACUCAGCAGUAACUGGGGAAAAUGCAAAAAAUUAAUUGAUUUGCGUGUAGCCAGAAAUAACAUUAGUGGUUGCAUACCAACAGAGAUUGGAAAUGUCAAAGGGCUUUUAGGACUUGAUCUUUCAUCUAAUCAUUUGAUUGGGCAGAUUCCAAAGGAAUUUGGAAAAUUAACCUCUCUGAAGAGUUUGAUGCAAAAUUUUGCAUCGGGUAAGGAGGACACGGAAGUGUUUACAAGGUAA